Paraglomus occultum is the source of this 351-nucleotide messenger RNA. Lineage: Eukaryota; Fungi; Glomeromycota; Glomeromycetes; Paraglomerales; Paraglomeraceae. The record is from the annotation of a GenBank genome assembly.
AUGGACAAAGAGGCUACUAAAUUUAGUCCGGAUAAUCCUGCUACAAACAAAUCUCUGCAUAGUUUCCUACAAUUCACAACCGUCCGCGUUCCAGUUUUGAGUUCCGUUGAUCCAGUUGCGCAAAGGGUUUCCAAAAAACGAAAGGCGAGUAUUAAGGAAGCUAAAAGAGAAAAAGAGGAAUUGCAACAAAAAUGGCGUGAUCUGAUUUUCGAGACCUACAGAAAGGUUGAUAAUGGUAAAUUUAAGGAAUUUCUACAAAAGCUUAUGCCACGUAUAGACAGGUCGGUACAAGAAGAAGAGGAUUCUGGGGGGACAGUGUCGAAGCGUGUACGAUCCGAUGAGCAACAUUAA